Messenger RNA from Lindgomyces ingoldianus, 354 nucleotides. RefSeq lists its product as uncharacterized. The annotation marks the transcript as partial. Gene Ontology annotation, molecular function: chromatin binding; protein heterodimerization activity. Gene Ontology annotation, cellular component: FANCM-MHF complex; Fanconi anaemia nuclear complex. Gene Ontology annotation, biological process: resolution of meiotic recombination intermediates; replication fork processing. NCBI's taxonomy places the organism in Eukaryota, Fungi, Ascomycota, Dothideomycetes, Pleosporales, Lindgomycetaceae. The record is from RefSeq and is a predicted model, not a curated record. The transcript is spliced from 2 exons.
CUCAAGGCCGCCCUCUGGUACGCAAUCGGCCAAUACGUCGACGAAGAAUGCCUCCAAAAGAACCUCAAUGCAACGCCACAGUUCAUCGGCGCAUUGACGGAACUUGUGUAUACCCAAAUCCUCAACACUUCCCGCGACUUGGAGAUGUUCUCGAAGCACGCAGGCCGAAAGGUCAUCAACAUGGAUGAUGUGUUACUUCUUGGGAGGCGAAAUGAUGCGUUACUGGAGAUUCUUGGGAAGAAGAUGCAACAUUUGAGGGCAGAAGAAGGAAGGACUGGAGUUGGAGAGGGGAAGGCGAGAGGACGGCCGCCUGGUAAAGGGACGAGCAGAGGCAAAGGCAUGGCGAAGCAAUAG